Molecule: messenger RNA, 2429 nt
Organism: Saccostrea cuccullata (small rock oyster)
Lineage: Eukaryota; Metazoa; Mollusca; Bivalvia; Ostreida; Ostreidae
Product: alpha-L-fucosidase-like
Exons: 8
Coding region: 19-1434 (471 amino acids)
Biological process (GO): glycoside catabolic process; fucose metabolic process
Cellular component (GO): lysosome
Molecular function (GO): alpha-L-fucosidase activity
Source: RefSeq, a predicted model, not a curated record
UAGAGUUAUCGGACUUGGAUGAAAGUGAAAGUAGAUCAUGUGAAACAAAAGAGCUGGUGGACAGAAAUGAAGUCUUCUAUAAUUUUCAUCGUAUUCAUUCAUUUCUAUGUAGCGAUUUCGAUAAAAUAUGAACCGAACUGGAAAUCAAUAGACUCUAGACCAUUACCAGAUUGGUAUGACAAAUCAAAAAUCGGAAUCUUUCUUCACUGGGGCGUUUUCUCUGUACCUGCAUUUGAAAACGCUUGGUUUUGGUUUGAAUGGAAAACGAACAAAGACCCAGCCGUAUUGAAAUUUAUGAAAGACAACUAUCCUCCUGAUUUUACUUAUGCUGAUUUUGCCCCUGAAUUCCAUGCCACAUUUUAUGAUCCUGACAUCUGGGCUGAUAUCUUCCAGGCGUCGGGUGCAAAGUAUGUCGUACUGGUGACAAAGCAUCAUGAAGGGUUCACACUUUGGCCGUCAUCUGUCUCUUGGAAUUGGAAUGCUUAUGAUGUGGGACCACACAGGGACCUUGUUGGUGCCCUGGCAGACUCUAUAAGGAACAGGACAGACAUUCACUUUGGAGUUUACCAUUCUCUCUUUGAGUUCUAUAAUCCUGUGUAUCUUCAAGAUGUGGCCAACAAAUACAAAACACAGAACUAUGUCAGGACUAAGGCCUUACCUGAGCUGUAUGAGCUUGUCAACAGAUAUAAACCUGAGGUUGUCUGGUCAGAUGGAGACUGGAAUGAAAACAGUACAUACUGGAAUGCUACAGAGUUCCUGGCCUGGCUGUACAAUGACAGCCCUGUAAAGGACUCAGUGGUGGUAAAUGACAGAUGGGGGAAGGAUGCUCGGUGUCACCACGGUGGAUUCUGGAACUGUAACGACAGAUACAAGCCUGGGAAGAUCAUAAAACAUAAAUGGGAGAACUGUAUGACUGUUGACAAAAGAGCAUGGACUCACAGAAGGAAAUUGGAUAUAAAGGAUGUAAUGACAAUAGAAGAAUUACUGGCUGAAAUCGCAGAAACGGUUAGUAAGGGUGGGAAUAUCCUGAUCAAUGUUGGACCCACGGCUGAUGGAGUUAUCAUUCCUGUUUUUGAAGAGAGACUCCGACAAAUGGGUCAGUGGCUCAAGGUCAAUGGGGAGGCCAUUUAUGAAACCCGGCCCUGGAUUGAACACAGUGAUAAUGUUACCAUUCAGGGAGUCUGGUACACCACAAGGACACAGGAGAAGGCUGUCUAUGCCAUCGUUACUUUCUGGCCAGAGAACAACCUUCUCUAUCUGGGGAGACCUCGCACCAUGGCCAACACAAAGAUCACUAUGAUUGGUGUGGAAAAUCCAUUAAAAUGGUCAUACGAGUCCUAUGUUUUGAAUAUUCAAUUUCCCGUCUUGCCUGUAAACAAGAUGCCUUGUCAAUGGGCAUGGGUCAUUAAAAUGGAAAAUCUUGUAAACUUUUGAUGAGGCGAUAAAUUUAAAAAUAUGUUUGAAAAUGAGAUUAAACAUCAACUAGAUGUCGGUAAAAUUAAUGAGGCUUAUAUGCUCACAUUUAUUUGUAUAGAUUUUUCAUUUUAAAUUUCAGGAAUGAAACAAUAUUAUUUUUUUUACUUAUUUUAUACAAUAUAAACUAUAACUUUGGGUGGUUUAACUAUAUAAGCUGCUAGAAGUCUUUCAUAAUUUUUGCAUAAUAGUACCUACUUACAAGUGUAAUAUUUUAUAUAAUAGUUUAUUAUAUAAUUGUGUAAUAUUUUAUAUAAUAGGUUAUUAUAUAAUUGUGUAAUAUUUUAACCACUGAACUAUACUGGAUACUGAGUCUACAUGUAAAAUAUGUACACUGUACUUAGCCUUUUCUGUGCCAUAUUUAUUCUGUUUGUGUGUUGGUUCAUGUGUUGCCUCCUUCAUUUUUUGUUGAUCGAUUGUAUUACCUCACACAGAUUUUUCAUUUCAUAGCAUCUUCAUGUACAAUAUACUUGGUUGUAAAGAAAGUUGUGAACUCAUUUUUUCUGCAUAGCCAUAUUGUAAAGUACAUUUGUAAAUGUUAUUUAUAUACUUUUUUAAGAAUCUCUAAGAACACUUUUGGAUUUACAAAUGUACUUUGUAUUUUUAUGUGUAUUGUGUAUUAUUAUCAUGAUUAUAUACAUAUACAUGUAUAUGAUAAAUAUAAAACUGUUGUGAAAACAUUCCAUGAUCGUGCUACACAAAGAAAGGAAUUUUUUAAAUAUGACUUCAGUCUUUUAUUUUUAUAUUCAUAUAUGUCAAAUGUCAAAUGUUAUUUGUUCAAACUUCCCGAACAAAUGUUCAGUACAAUAAUACUUGGUAUAUGAUUCAUGUAUUCAAGCUUUUUUUUAUGAGAAGGAACCAUGAAAGCAAGUUACAAGUUUUGUGUAGCAAUCACAUGUAUAAUGUAUGGAUGUUCUUGAAAACUACACAAAUGAAAGUUCUUAUUAGAAAUUUAA